Messenger RNA from Psammomys obesus (fat sand rat), 704 nucleotides. RefSeq names its product protein AATF-like. The annotation marks the transcript as partial. Lineage: Eukaryota; Metazoa; Chordata; Mammalia; Rodentia; Muridae. The transcript is spliced from 5 exons. The record is from RefSeq and is a predicted model, not a curated record. Gene Ontology annotation, biological process: regulation of transcription by RNA polymerase II. Gene Ontology annotation, cellular component: nucleolus.
GUCAAAAAGCACUUAAAGCAUUGUUAAGGUCAUUGGUGGAUCUUCAGGAAGAAUUGCUUUUCCAGUGCCCAGACACUAGAUACCUAGUAAAUGGGACAAAACCCAAAACAGAAAGUGAGGAGAUUUCUAGUGAUGAUGAUGAACUAGUGGAAGAGAAGAAGAAGCAAAGAAAGGCCCCACCAAAGAGGAAGCUACAGAUGGAGGACUAUCCCAGCUUCAUGGCAAAGCGCUCUGCCGACUUUACCAUCUACAGGAACCGCACACUGCAGAAGUGGCACGAUAAAACCAAGCUUGCUUCUGGAAAAUUGGGCAAGGGUUUCAGUGCCUUUGACCGCUCCAUCUUGACUCAGAUUGAUCACAUUCUGAUGGACAAAGAAAGAUUACUUCGAAGGACACAAACCAAGCGUUCUGUCUACCGGAUUCUUGGCAAACCUGAGCCAGCUCCUGAGCCUGUCGCAGAGAGUUUACCAGGAGAACCGGAGAUUCUUCCUCAAGUCCCUGCCAAUGCUCACCUGAAGGAUUUGGAUGAAGAAAUAUUUGAUGAUGAUGACUUUUACCACCAGCGUCUCCGGAAGCAUUCCAGAUUGCUUGCUUCUGUACCAACUGCUGCCGUCCUUGCACACUUGGUAGGAACUGGACCAGUUGCCAACAUCUGGUGGCACAGCGAGGCACGGGUGCAAGUCUUGAAACCCCACAGAUUCUAA